This is a messenger RNA of Pundamilia nyererei, 1850 nucleotides long. RefSeq names its product eukaryotic translation initiation factor 1A X-linked b (gene eif1axb). Gene Ontology annotation, biological process: translational initiation. Gene Ontology annotation, molecular function: RNA binding; translation initiation factor activity. The record is from RefSeq and is a predicted model, not a curated record. The coding region runs from base 181 to 615 and encodes 144 amino acids. The transcript has 7 exons. NCBI's taxonomy places the organism in Eukaryota, Metazoa, Chordata, Actinopteri, Cichliformes, Cichlidae.
GAGGUUUUGAAUGUCCUAGUCUGCGCAUGCGCACUUCUGAUGAGUGAUUCGACGCUGAGUAGCUAGCAUCUCGUCAGAUCUGUGCUUUCUCUGCAUUCGCUCACUUCUCGUGAACAGUUAUUGUUUAACAGCUGGUCAUUUCUACCGAGCGGAACUACCGUGACCGAGGCGUGAAAGAAUAUGCCCAAAAAUAAAGGUAAAGGAGGUAAAAAUCGGCGACGUGGAAAGAACGAAAAUGAGUCUGAGAAGAGGGAGCUGGUGUUCAAGGAGGAUGGACAGGAAUACGCUCAGGUGAUUAAAAUGUUGGGGAACGGACGUCUGGAGGCGAUGUGCUUCGAUGGAACCAAGCGGCUUUGCCACAUCAGAGGAAAACUCCGGAAAAAGGUCUGGAUUAACACGUCGGACAUCAUCCUGGUCGGGCUGAGGGAUUAUCAGGACAACAAAGCUGACGUCAUCCUUAAGUACAACGCAGACGAGGCUCGCAGUUUGAAAGCGUACGGAGAGCUGCCAGAGCACGCCAAAAUCAACGAGACAGACACAUUUGGACCUGGAGACGACGAUGAGAUUCAGUUCGAUGACAUUGCAGAUGACGAUGAGGACAUUGAUGAUAUCUAAAAUCCUGCCACUGGAGGGAGAAGGUGGGAUUUUGUUAGAGAUGCUCCGAUUGGGAUUUUUCGAGCCGAACACAGCGCACCGAAAAUAAUUAUUUUUAUUAAGAUCAGCCUAUGCCAGUCCAAUACAGUUUAUUAAUAUACAGUAUGUUUAAUCCAGCUUGUUCAUCAUCAGUAGACAUCUUUGUUGUUUGGAGAACUUUAAGUGCAUUUCACACGGGGGGAGAUCACCAUCAGUACUUUGAUUUAUUAGACAAGACGCUGCUUUAGAGACUGUCUCAGUUAUCAGACGGAGACCACUGAGGAUGAUGAUUAUGAAGAUGAUGAUGACGCCGACAGUUUGCUUUCCCCACCUUUGUGGAGAAUCUGAGCUGAUCGACUGCAUCAUACGUGUAAGGUGAACAUCUGGAGCAUUUCUAGAUUUUUACCCUUUGCUUCCAGCUGCAACAGAAAAAGGCAAAUCUGCCAUCUCAGUUUUGAUUUUUUGUUUCCUCCUUAAUUUUACACACAGCUGUGCAGAAAACACACUCAUUGUCUCAUGACUGCAAAAUAUCUCACACCUAGUGCAUGUCAUCUUUUAAAAAUGUAUUUAUAUUCAUUUCACACUGUGGAAUUUACAAACGAGUACAGAAUCUCUGGAUUCGCCAAUAAAAACAUUAACUAGUUUGUGUUUUUCCUCCUUGAUCGUUUAUCGUUGUUUGUUGAUGGCAGAAAGAAUGCGUUGACCUCCACGGUGGCUUUUUGCUCCCUUUCCUUUACGCCCUGCCUGCUCACAUAAGCUCGUAUUUUUAGUUUACACCCAGGCUGAAUGAAGGCAAUCCUGCUCCCCUAAAAUCAAAAGAAGACUCAGAUGUAUUUCUCUGUUUACUUCCCUCGUUUGUCUUUCUGUUGUUGUUUCCUUGUCCUCUCUUUGAACUCUUUGCUGCUCGCAAUUCCGGUCGCUAGACCAGCGGUUCCCAAACGUUCCCCUUGCAGACAUCCCCACCAGUUAAACCAGUAAAACCUCACAGCACAGCCAUUUAUCAUUGCAUAGAACCUCUAGAAAAAUCAGUGAUUUAUAUCUGCAGCAUAUUAUAUCUAUUUCCCCUCCUCGCAGUCCCCGAGGAGGCCCAGCACCUCAGUUUGGGAACCACUGCUCUAGCCGACGUGGGGCCUGUUGCUGUUGUAACUGAAUUAAUAAAAAAUUAAAAUGUACUAUGAUGUUUGAAGGCUGGGUUUCCAAUAAAGAUCUUAACUCCA